AUGGCCACAGAAGGAACUGUCUGCAACCAGCAGCUCAUAACUAGAGUUAAAUUCCAUCAAAAGCAAUCAGAAUGCCCUGAAGCUGCAUGCCCAGAGAGCUGGAUUGGUUUCCAAAUAAAGUGUUUCUACUUUUCUGAUGACACCAAAAACUGGACAUUCAGUCAAAGAUUCUGUGUCUCACAAGGUGCUGAUCUUGUUCAGGUUGAAACUUUACAGGAACUGCAUUUCCUAUUGAGGUAUAAAGGUCCCUCAGACCACUGGAUUGGGCUGAGCAGAGAACAAGGCCAAACAUGGAAAUGGAUAAAUGGCACUGAAUGGACUGAAUGUUUUCCGGUCAGAGGAGGAGGGGAGCAUGCCUACCUGAGUGACAAAGGUGCCAGUAGUGCGAGGCGCUACACAGAGAGAAAGUGGAUUUGUUCCAAACUAGACACACAUGACCAGAUGCGGAGGCAAAGCCCCUAA
Messenger RNA from Manis javanica (Malayan pangolin), 462 nucleotides. Lineage: Eukaryota; Metazoa; Chordata; Mammalia; Pholidota; Manidae. The record is from RefSeq and is a predicted model, not a curated record.